Toxorhynchites rutilus septentrionalis is the source of this 1198-nucleotide messenger RNA. RefSeq names its product ubiquinone biosynthesis O-methyltransferase, mitochondrial (gene Coq3). The record is from RefSeq and is a predicted model, not a curated record. The transcript is spliced from 3 exons. Gene Ontology annotation, molecular function: 2-methoxy-6-polyprenyl-1,4-benzoquinol methyltransferase activity. The coding region runs from base 278 to 1117 and encodes 279 amino acids. Lineage: Eukaryota; Metazoa; Arthropoda; Insecta; Diptera; Culicidae. Gene Ontology annotation, biological process: ubiquinone biosynthetic process.
UUGCGCGGUUUACUGACAUUUUGGUUCUAUCAAUUACUGUUGUUUACAACUCGGUCCGGUUAUAUAGUCGAAUAGUGGCUAACUUUAAACUCCAUGUUAAAUGUGAACACCUCCAUGUGAAACCGAAAUAUGAAAAUCGCUCAUGCAGUUAGAAUAAAGCAGCGCAUUUUUCGAUUUCAAUCCUCGUAAAUGAUAUGUUGAUAAACAAAUGACGCCAUAUUGAUUUUGAUUUUGGACAUUGGUGGACUAUUAAAUACAACAAAGUAAAACCAUUCAAAUGUUGUCUCACAAAUUUCCCCAGUUCUUCAGAUUCGCCCGAGCUACAUAUGUUCGAUUAUGCCACAGCACCACUCAGCACAGUAAUGUUGACCCGCGAGAGAUUGAUAACCUGGGGAAACUUUCCGAAGAAUGGUGGGAUCCGACUGGACCGCUGAAAGGACUCCAUUCGAUGAAUGCCAUCCGAGUUCCGCUUAUUCGUGAUGGACUUAUUUCUACAGGUUUAGUACAGAAAGACCAAAUCAACACAGCAAGCGUGUUGAAGGGAUUAAAUAUUCUUGAAGUGGGUUGUGGAGGAGGACUAUUAACGGAAGCUCUGGCUCAAAUUCGUGCGGAUGUUGUUGGUAUCGACCCGGGGGAGAAACUGGUUCAAGUCGCUGAAAGUCAUGCUCGAAUGAAUGAAAGAAUCGCUGGACAAAUUACCUAUUCGGUAGAAACGAUAGAGGAACAUGCUAAAAAUAACGCGGAAAAGUACGAUGCAGUGGUAGCUUCAGAGGUGCUGGAACACGUGAAUGACAAAGUGUCUUUCCUAGAGCAUUGCAUAAUGGCACUCAAGCCUGGCGGAUCAAUUUUCAUUACCACCCUCAACAAAACAACAGCUUCGUGGUUGGGCGGAAUUAUUGCUGCAGAAUAUGUGCUGAAACUUGUUCCCGAGAACACGCAUGAUUGGGAUAAAUUUAUUCCACCGUUGGAUUGUCAGCGUAUUUUGAAAACGUUCAAUUGCAAUACAAUACUAGUGCAUGGAAUGGCAUACGAAUUCUGGCAGAACAACUGGAGCUGGUGCAAAUGGACGGAUAUUAACUACGCUAUACAAGCCGUAAAACUAACCGAAAAUACUUAAUUAGAAUUAUUUGUCUAAAUAGUUUGGACAUUAAAGAUUCAAAUAUGCCUUAACUACUAUCUACAAUUAUACGAGCUUACA